This is a messenger RNA of Aspergillus piperis CBS 112811, 1298 nucleotides long. RefSeq names its product mitochondrial 37S ribosomal protein uS11m. The transcript has a single exon. The coding region runs from base 206 to 913 and encodes 235 amino acids. Gene Ontology annotation, molecular function: mRNA 5'-UTR binding; small ribosomal subunit rRNA binding; structural constituent of ribosome. Gene Ontology annotation, biological process: maturation of SSU-rRNA from tricistronic rRNA transcript (SSU-rRNA, 5.8S rRNA, LSU-rRNA); translation; ribosomal small subunit assembly. Gene Ontology annotation, cellular component: ribosome; mitochondrial small ribosomal subunit. Lineage: Eukaryota; Fungi; Ascomycota; Eurotiomycetes; Eurotiales; Aspergillaceae. The record is from RefSeq and is a predicted model, not a curated record.
CCGGCCCAGACUUGCGCCGCAUCUUCGACUUGGAGCCACCUCCGGCUAUUUGCAAUCACGACAAUUUCCAUUGUCUGUCCGGAGUUGAUUUUCAUCUUGCUCCGCGUUCAAUUCCGUUGGCUGGUAUAACGGCCACGUUCGGUCCUUUCACCCGCCGCCUAACCGUAUCUCCCCGACAUCCUCCUCGAUUGACGACACCGCAAAGAUGAACUCGACAUUCGUUACUGCCCUGUCGAGGGCUCUGCCUACCGUUGGCCGCUCGUGUCAGAUCCGUGCCCCUGCUUUCCGUCUUACGAGACCCUUUUCAUCGACUCCCGCGAUCCUCGAAAAUGCAAAGGAGAAGACCCGUCAAAUCGAGAGAGAGAUCUUGAACACCCCUGCGGAGAAGCAACCCGCCCAAGAGAAUGCAUCCUUCUCUGCGAUCACCAAGAUGAUGCAGGGUGAGAAGGUUCGCUCAAACCAGGGUGUGAGUCGUGACUACUCCCGGAUGGCCGAGAGCCUGGAAGCAGAGUUGAUCAACCAGCCGUAUGCCGAUCGGUCUCCUCCUUACCACCUACAUGUCUACUGCCACAAGCACAACACCAUCAUGACAUUGACACGGCCGAAUGGAGACCCAAUGUUGGCUAAGAGCUGCGGUCACCUUGGAUUCCGCAAGUCUAAGCGUUCCGGUUACGAAGCCGCCCACCAGCUGGCGUCGCACGUCUUUGGCCAGAUACAAGAAAGGGGCUUUUUAUUGGAAAUCAAGCGCUUGGAAAUUAUCUUCCGUGAUUUCGGACAAGGCCGUGAGGCUGUCACCAAGGUCUUGCUCGGUAACGAAGGAAGGAACAUCCGCGGCUUGGUUUGUCGGGUGACGGACUCCACCAGACUCAAGUUUGGUGGUUCGAGAAGCCCCAGGGUUCGCCGUCUUGGUUAAGGGGGUGCAUUUUGUUGACGAAGUUUGUUAUGUCGUUCUGACGCGGGUAGAAGUGUUUUGCUAGAACGUCUGAGACAAGAACACGGGCAUGCUUUCAUGAUACCUGAUGAUGGGAUGGGAUUGAUCAGAGAUGCCCCGGAAUAGGUUCUUCUCAGUCCAACCAUAUGGCGACCCUACACUGUAUCAACUGAACCGUUCUUGUUGGGUGGCAAUAGUUCGGGCAAUGGUUCAGGGUUCAGGGUCCAGCUCCUUUUCUCUAUUUGUAUACUAGCCAGCCUGUUCCCGGCAUAUAUGGGAUUUAUUAUUUUUAGGAUGCGAGUUUCUACGGGUGCAAUGUAUAUCAAUUCAAAGUUUCUCCUAGCAAGAAUGUUAUGAAUGAAGGCGU